AUGACAGAUCAACAUGAGAUUGACGCGGUUGCUACUGAUCUUCUAUCGAGUCUGGAAAUAGGUAAUGAGAGCUCCAACGAGGUUGAUACUCUGAUAUGCGACGUUGGCUAUGGAUUCCCUAAAGAAAAGAAACCACGACGUGAAAAAGUAAAUGCAGUGACAAGACAGAUUGUGAACUUUCUAGAAUGGCAGGUAGAGGCAUCGGAGAAUGAUCCCAAUAAACCCCUUGCACUUGUAAAAGUGGUUGGAUGUCACGAUAAUCACACACGAUCAGUGUUGGAGGACAGAACGAAGGCACUUUUAAAAACGGACAAGUUACCAUCGCAUGUGGUAUUCACUUGCAAUUCUUUGGAAGAUGUUUGCAGCCCCGAAAAUAACACCACAACCAAGUACAUCUAUCUCUCGCCGGAUGCGGAAGAGGCAGUAGAUCCGGCAAAGCGCCCGCCAUCCACGGUCAUUAUAGGCAUGCUGAUAGAUCGACGGGUCCAGCCAAAUCGAAGCAGAGACAGGGCAUUAGGCUUGGAUUUCACUCCUCAACGAUGGGCGUUAGGUGAAUGCUUUGCUGAAAUAAACCCAAAAGAGCCUUUGAAUGUGGAUUGCAUUUUGGAAGGGAUGCAACAAUGGUGGUGGAACUGUGAAUCUGGUGUUUCAAAAGAAUCAUUUAUUCAGGCUGCGUCCCAGGCGAUAGAACAUCAUGCAAAACGGCAUCCUUCUAGACCCAUUCAUCUUCCUGCGCAAAGUGAAAAAUGCCACUAG
This is a messenger RNA of Cylindrotheca closterium, 756 nucleotides long. The record is from the annotation of a GenBank genome assembly. Lineage: Eukaryota; Bacillariophyta; Bacillariophyceae; Bacillariales; Bacillariaceae.